AUGAAAGUGGUUGAUGGCAACACAACAGAUGCUGUAUCCACCAAAGAUGAUUCCACAACUUCUUCAUCCAAUUCACUUUCUGUACAAGAAAUCACCGUCACUGCUGCACCCCAGAUUUCUUCCCAAUCCAACUUGCCAGAUUUCGAAGCACCACCUCUUUUUCAUCAGUCAAAAGUGCAUCGCAUUUACUGGAUGCAUGUCCAGAAAACAGGGGGCAGCUUCUUCAUGGCCAUUUUCUUUCGCUUCUGCCCAGCUGCUUUGAUAGCGGAACAACAAGCCACUAAUGGCAAGCUGAAAAAGGCCCGCCUGUCAGAUCUAGCAUUACUAAAAAACUACCCCCCGGAAAAGUGGUGCUACAACAAGGACUUGAUGUUCUAUAACAUGCCAAAUCCAGGAUAUCAUCACCCAUACAUCGAACGUCGCCCCAACGAAGAAUUCUUUACAAUGACAAUGUUUCGAAAUCCAAUUGAACGACUUUGGAGUGCCUACAACUUUGGUCGGCAUGGCAGUACAAAUCCAGACAAGCACCAAUCCACAUUUGAGGAAUACAUACAGGAACCAAAUAUUUUCAAUUGCCAGCUAAAAAUGGUGCUGGGCCAUCACUGCCACAAGCAACGUCCUCAACAGCUUAAAAAGAUGGGACCACUCAACAUUUCGCUUGCCAUUGAACGAGUCAGCCAACCACGUUUCUUUUUUGGUAUUACAGGACGAUGGGCCGAAAGCAUGUGUCUCUUCCAUCGCUGGUUUGGGGGAAAGGUGUUGGAAGAUAUUGAUUUUGUCAACACACGGAAAGGUGAUACACCUGGUGGCUACCGAGGGGUUGUUCUUCCUGUUCAUGAUGAACUUGAAUGGUUUGAAGGUAUAAUGCCAAUUUUUGAAGCAAGGCUCCAAGCGGUAAACUGUGUCUCAUAUGUUCCAGCUUAA
This is a messenger RNA of Seminavis robusta, 924 nucleotides long. Lineage: Eukaryota; Bacillariophyta; Bacillariophyceae; Naviculales; Naviculaceae. The record is from the annotation of a GenBank genome assembly.